AUGCAGGAGAAGAGCCGGCAGGCGGAGCGUGAGAAGGGACGGGGCCACUGGUUAAUGAAAGGGCUGGCCCUUGAGGGGGAAGGGCCAGCAGGCAAGAAGACCAAUGGAGAUGCAGGCAGCUACGCGGCGCCCUGGUGGGUAAGCCUUCUGCACCGGUUGCCUCACUUCGAUCUGCGGUGGGAACCUACCAGUAGCCAGUUCCGGCCCGAGGACACCGACUACCAGCAGGCCCUGCUUCUCCUGGGGGGCGCAGCCCUGGCCUGCCUUGCCCUGGACCUCCUCUUCCUGCUCUUCUACUCCUUCUGGUUAUGCUGCCGGCGGCGCAAGAGCGAGGAACACCUUGACGCCGACUGCUGCUGCACCGCCUGGUGCGUCAUCAUCGCCACGCUGGUCUGCAGCGCUGGCAUCGCAGUGGGAUUCUACGGCAAUGGGGAGACCAGUGAUGGCAUCCAUCGGGUCACCUACUCGCUUCGCCAUGCCAACCGCACUGUGGCGGGGGUCCAGGACCGCGUGUGGGACACGGCAGCGGCCCUGAACCGCACAGCGGAGCCCAGCCUACAGAGCCUGGAGCGGCAACUGGCUGGCCGGCCAGAGCCCCUCCGGGCUGUCCAGCGGCUGCAGGGCCUGCUCGAGACACUGCUGAGCUACACAGCUGCCAUCCCCUUUUGGAGGAAUCCUGCCGUGUCGCUGGAGGUGCUAGCAGAGCAGGUCGAUCUCUACGACUGGUACAGAUGGCUGGGCUACCUGGGCCUGCUGCUUCUGGAUGUCAUCAUCUGCCUCCUGGUGCUGGUCGGCCUCAUCCGCAGCUCCAAGGGCAUCCUGGUCGGGGUCUGCCUGCUGGGGGUCCUGGCCCUGGUCAUCAGCUGGGGCGCACUGGGCUUGGAGCUGGCUGCAUCCGUGGGUUCCAGUGACUUCUGUGUGGACCCAGACACCUAUGUGACCAAGAUGGUGGAGGAGCACUCAGUGCUGAGCGGAGACAUCCUGCAGUACUACCUGGCCUGCUCACCCCAUGCCGCCAACCCCUUCCAGCAGAAGCUGUCGGGCAGCCACAAGGCGCUGGUGGAGAUGCACGAUGUCGUGACUGAGCUCCUGAGGAGUGUCCCGCGGGAGCAGCCCACCACCAAGGAUCCCCUGCUCCGUGUCCAGGAGGUGCUGAAUGGCACGGAGGUGAAUCUGCAGCACCUUACUGCCCUGGUGGACUGCCGCAGCCUACACCUGGACUACGUCCAGGCGCUGACAGGCUUCUGCUACGAUGGCGUCGAGGGGCUCAUCUACCUGGCCCUCUUCUCCUUCGUCACUGCCCUCAUGUUCAGCUCCAUUGUCUGCAGCGUCCCACAUACCUGGCAGCAGAAAAGAGGUCCUGACGAGGAUGGGGAGGAGGAAACUGCCCCGGGGCCACGGCAGGCACACGACAGCCUCUACCGUGUCCACAUGCCCAGCCUAUACAGCUGCGGUAGCAGCUACGGCAGUGAGACCAGCAUCCCGGCCGCGGCCCACACCGUCAGCAACGCCCCGGUCACUGAGUACAUGAGCCAGAAUGCCAAUUUCCAGAAUCCCCGCUGUGAGAACACACCCCUCAUUGGGCGCGAGUCCCCGCCACCCUCAUACACCUCCAGCAUGAGAGCCAAAUACCUCGCCACGAGCCAGCCUCGCCCCGACUCCAGCGGCACGCCCCGCCCCGCCUCCAGCGGCAGCGGGCACUAGACACGCUCCGGCCAGCACCUGCCCACGUGCCAACCGCCCCACCCCUCCCCGUGCCAGCACUGCCGCUUAAACCCCGAGGUCGCCCACCGGACCCUCUGCACAUCAAGCCAGGCCCCAUUUGGGCACUUCUGCAGGCCACCUGCUCCUUCCCGUCCCCUCCUAGCAGGGGACACCGAGAUGCCCUGCACAAGGCCCAGGCCUGGCUGAGAAGCAGGGGCUCUGCUCUGGCUGCAUCCCCAACUCGGGUCACACAUCUGGACAGACACAUGGGAAUGCUGCCACCAGUCACCUGGAUUUGCUGAGUCCUGCUUUGGACCAGGAGCUUCUGUCCCCUCGUGCUCCCUCUGCAGAUGGCCUUGGCCGCACGCUGACCCUCCGGACUGGCUGCUGCACCCUGGCUCUCUCCUGACCUGUGCUGUCCCCCAGUCCUCUCCUUCCCUCCACAGUUCUGACACCCACCCUCGAUGCUUCUGUGGAUACUUCUUGGUUUGCAGGCACGUCAGAAGUCCUCUGUGCCAGAACCCACUGGCCAGUGAGGGUCAGGGAUCUGCAUCCAUCUGCUCAUCCCACAGAUCCUCCCAUGGCCCUUCCACACUCCCAUCUCUCUGUAGUGUCCACAGCAUGAGCCUUCUGCCCACAGGGCCCACCUGACCAUGGCCUGCCCCUCCCCUGGCCGCCAGAAGACUCCUCUGGGAAGGGCCCCUUCCUCAGCCUCGUG
This is a messenger RNA of Tupaia belangeri chinensis (Chinese tree shrew), 2422 nucleotides long. It is a transcript of the gene TTYH3, whose product is annotated as tweety family member 3. Gene Ontology annotation, cellular component: plasma membrane. NCBI's taxonomy places the organism in Eukaryota, Metazoa, Chordata, Mammalia, Scandentia, Tupaiidae. Gene Ontology annotation, molecular function: intracellularly calcium-gated chloride channel activity; volume-sensitive chloride channel activity. The record is from RefSeq and is a predicted model, not a curated record. The transcript is spliced from 16 exons. The coding region runs from base 1 to 1704 and encodes 567 amino acids.